AUGGUUUACACAUACGGAAAGGAGCAGUCCUCCUACUGUCGCGCCUAUGAGAACACCCCGAUCCACGCCGAAGCUAAGGAUCCCAGUCGAUUCAUGACCAAGGCCCAAGCACGCAUCCUCUCAAAAAACUUUGCAUACUUCCUCCGACACAACUAUGCCAUCGGUGCCUCUGGCCCCGGAAAGGACGUCGUCGUGACCGUCUCCACUGGUCAGCAUGCCCUCGCCUGCUUGUUUUACGGUGUCAUUGCAGCCGAUGGCGUCUAUUCGGCCGCCUCCCCCUCGAGCAUGGUCAAGGACCUUGAGAGGCAGAUCAAGGACGGCCCCGGCAAGGUUCUUGUCUGCAGUCCUGACCUGAAGAAACUGGCUCUUGCCGCCGCUGAGGGCGCUGGCCUCCCCAAAAGAAACGUCCUCGUUCUGCAGAGUAGCCCCGAGAUUAAGCUUGAGUCGGCUGAUGGGCAGGUAGCUUGUGACUUCAAGGGCAGUCUGUCUUGGAGAAGGAUAUCCGACCCCGUCGAACUUGAAAAAAGUAAAAUAUGCAUCCUUUACUCUUCCGGAACAACCGGUCUCCCCAAAGGUGUGCUUAUUUCACAUCUGAACAUGGUUGCCGAAGCAUUCCUCCCAGGCGAACUUAGCAGGCCAUCCUUUGACGAACAGGGACGCCAGGGUGACCCCUUUGACCGCCGAACCCUCGGCCACCUACCAACCGCCCACAUUGCCGGUGUCCAGGGCUACUUUGUGAAUCCUUUCUACGAGGGUGGGAUCGUCUACUGGAUGCCCUCCUUCAACUUCGAGGAUUUCCUGCGCUACAGCAAUGACCUCAAGAUCAACGGCUUCUUCACGGUGCCUCCCAUCUACAUGGCCAUCGCCAAGCACCCAGCCGUCAAGGACCAGUUCCGCUACGUGAAACUCGCAAUCAGUGGUGCCGCGCCCCUUACAGGUGACCUACAGGAGGCCGCCAGGCGGAAGAUGUCCAUGCCGAAUCCCAUCACGCAGACGUGGGGGCUAAGCGAGACCACCGGCUCCGUUACUUAUACCCCUCCCGAUCGAAAGGUCAUCCCAGGCAGCCUCGGGCCACUUCUCCCCAAUGUUUCUCUCAGACUGGUGGAUGAUGACGGCAAUGAUGUAGCCCCUGGUGAGCCAGGUGAAGCACUCAUCAAGGGGCCCGUCGUCAGUCAGGGCUACCACAACAAUCCAGAAGCAAACAAGAGUGGUUAUGCUCCUGAUGGGUGGCUCAAAACGGGCGACAUCCUUCGGCUCAAGGACGAUGAGCUCUACGUCGUCGACAGGAAAAAGGAACUCAUCAAAUACAAGGGCCUCCAAGUCGCCCCUGCAGAACUAGAAGGUCUCAUCGCCUCCCACCCGGCCGUCCUCGACGCUGCCGUGAUCGGCAUUGCGCAAAACGGCACCGAGGUACCCCGUGCCUACGUGGUGCUCGCCCCGCCUGCCAAAGGCAAGGUGACUGAGGAGGCACUCGUCGAAUACGUCCGAUCAAAGGUUUCUGACUACAAGCGCCUGAGGGGCGGGCUUCGCUUCGUAGACGCCGUUCCGAGGAGCCCCUCUGGUAAGAUCCUCAGAAAGGAUGUCAGAGAGAUGAGGAAGCUUGAGGAGCGUGACGCAAAGUUAUAG
This is a messenger RNA of Clonostachys solani, 1626 nucleotides long. Lineage: Eukaryota; Fungi; Ascomycota; Sordariomycetes; Hypocreales; Bionectriaceae. The record is from the annotation of a GenBank genome assembly.